Molecule: messenger RNA, 1462 nt
Organism: Rhizophagus irregularis DAOM 181602=DAOM 197198
Lineage: Eukaryota; Fungi; Glomeromycota; Glomeromycetes; Glomerales; Glomeraceae
Biological process (GO): lipid biosynthetic process; fatty acid metabolic process
Cellular component (GO): membrane; endoplasmic reticulum
Molecular function (GO): iron ion binding; fatty acid 2-hydroxylase activity
Source: RefSeq, a predicted model, not a curated record
CCUGCCAAGUAGACUAACUGAACUUUAAAUUAAAUAUUAAUUUUUUUCUUAAUAAUCAAUCUUUUUGUACCAUUCCUCUCGCGAUCAAUAGUGUCCUUCACGUAACUUAAACUGAUUAAUAAUAACAAAAUUUACACGAAAUAUAAUGCCGGGACGAAUGCUUUUUCGAUACACUCGUGAAGAGGUGGCGAAACAUAAUACAACUUCAGACCUAUGGAUUAUUCAUAAUAACAAAGUUUAUGACGUGACAGAAUUUGCAAUGGAUCACCCAGGUGGUCCAGAGUUAAUUAAAGAAUGGGGAGGCAAAGACGUGACGAAAACUUUAAUUGACCCAAUUUCACACGAGCAUUCCGAAACUGCAUAUGAAAUUUUAGGAGAUUUGUGUAUAGGAGAAAUAGUUGAGGGACCUAAUAACAAUAAUUCUUUGAAUUCAAUGGAUAAUAAGAUUUUUACUACUCGUCGAUUUGAUGAAAAAAUUGAUCAAUUUUAUCCCGAAAACACUGAUGUUAAUAUUGAUCUCCAGAAAGAAAAAUUUCUUAACCUUAAUAGACCAUUAUUUGUUCAAAUGUUUAAUUGUAAUUUUAGUAAAGAAUUUUACCUUAAACAAAUUCAUCAACCACGACAUCUUCCAUAUUCAGCAAAAUUAUUUGAGAACCCUUGGUUAGAGUUAUUAACAAAAACUCCAUGGUAUGCGAUUCCAAUAGUGUGGCUUCCAAUAGUAUCAUAUCAUAUAUUCAUGGCAUCAGAUUUAGGAUCAAAACCUGUUAGUAUAUUAUUUCUUAUUGGAAUUGUAAUGUGGACUUUAUUGGAAUAUGGAAUUCAUAGAUUUUUAUUUCACGUUGAUGCAAUUUUACCUGAUCAUCCUUAUGCUCUUUGUGUGCAUUUUACUUUGCAUGGAAUACAUCAUUAUUUGCCAAUGGAUAAGCUUCGUCUUGUAAUGCCACCAGUUCUUGGAUUUGCUAUUGCAAUUCCGAUUAUACAGAUUGUAUAUUCGAUUUUUCCAGUUUCAAUUGGACAUGGUUUAAUUGCAGGAGCAGUGUUUGGUUAUAUUUGUUAUGAUUUAACUCAUUAUCAUCUCCAUCAUGCUAAACCAUUUGGUAAACACUUGAGGGAAAUGAAGACUUAUCAUUUGGCUCAUCAUUAUAAGAAUUAUGAAUUAGGUUAUGGAAUUACAAGUAAAAUUUGGGAUACUUUUUUUGGAACACUUUUGGAAUAAAUAAAAUCACUUUUGGAGCAAAUUAAAGUUUACUGAUGGUGAGUCUUGGUUCAUUUUUACAAAAGCAUUUAUUAUUAUUUUUUUUUUUUUCAAAAGGAUCGAAACGUUAAUUAGGUAAAAUAAUACGUAAUUUAGAAUUUAUUAUGUAUUUGUUGUAUAUUUGCUAAGAGCGUUAUAGACUUAUUAAUAAUUAUUUAUAAAUUUGUUCUCAUGAAUUUGAGGGUGAAUCUGAGGGUGAAUCUGAGG